AUGGAAACCUUUUGUUUAAGAGUCUCCUUGCUACUGCUUGUCGCUGGAUGUGGCCUCAGCGACAGUUCUGACAGAUAUUACACCAAUCUGAGUGAUUCUGGAAACUAUUUGACCACCUACUCUGGACUAGAGCCCAGCCUACUCCUUACUACUAUCCGACCCAUGGUACCCAACAAAACAGACUAUUGCUCCGAACGGACCAAAAUUGCUGACACUUUCAAAUACAUUAACACAGUGAUAUCUUGUAUUAUUUUCAUCGUUGGAUUGGUUGGGAAUGCAACUUUGCUGAGGAUCAUUUACCAGAACAAGUGUAUGAGGAAUGGCCCCAAUGCGCUGAUAGCUAGCCUGGCACUCGGAGAUCUUAUCUAUAUUGUCAUUGAUAUUCCUAUCAAUGUAUAUAAGCUUCAUGCUCAGCGGUGGCCAUUUGAGGAUUCUGCUUUCGGGCUGUUUCUUUGCAAAUUCCUCCCCUUUAUACAGAAGGCAUCAGUGGGCAUCACAGUCCUCAAUCUCUGUGCCCUUAGUGUGGACAGGUACAGAGCAGUUGCCUCCUGGAGUCGUGUUCAGGGAAUUGGUAUCCCCAUGAUCACUGCUAUUGAAAUUUUCUCCAUUUGGAUUCUCUCCUUUAUACUGGCUAUUCCAGAAGCAAUCGGUUUUGUCAUGAUACCUUUCAAAUACAAAGAUGAAAAUCAUAUUACCUGCAUGCUCAGUGCUACAAACAAGUUUAUGAUGUUUUACAAAAACGCAAAGGAUUGGUGGCUGUUUGGAUUUUAUUUCUGUGUGCCACUAGCAUGUACUGCUGUCUUUUACACACUAAUGACUUGUGAAAUGUUAAACAGAAGGAACAGCAAUUUGAGAAUUGCCCUCAGCGAACAUCUUAAGCAGCGUCGAGAAGUUGCAAAGACAGUUUUCUGUCUGGUAGUGAUUUUUGCCCUUUGCUGGUUUCCUCUCCAUUUGAGCCGAAUUUUGAAGAAAAUGGUAUACAAUGAAAGGGACCCUAACAGAUGUGAACUGCUCAGUUUCUUGUUGCCACUGGAUUACAUCAGCAUUAACCUGGCAACCAUGAACUCUUGUAUAAACCCCAUAGCUCUCUAUUUUGUGAGCAAGAAGUUUAAAAACUGUUUCCAGUCAUGUCUCUGCUGUUGCUGCUACCGAUCCAAAAGUCUAGUGACUUCAGUGCCAAUGAAUGGAACAAGCAUUCAGUGGAAAAACCAUGAACUAAAUAACCACAAUACAGAUCGAAGCAGCCAUAAGGACAGCAUAAACUGA
This is a messenger RNA of Emys orbicularis (European pond turtle), 1266 nucleotides long. It is a transcript of the gene EDNRA, whose product is annotated as endothelin receptor type A. Gene Ontology annotation, biological process: endothelin receptor signaling pathway; vasoconstriction; developmental pigmentation. The transcript has 7 exons. Gene Ontology annotation, molecular function: endothelin receptor activity. The coding region runs from base 1 to 1266 and encodes 421 amino acids. The record is from RefSeq and is a predicted model, not a curated record. Gene Ontology annotation, cellular component: plasma membrane. Lineage: Eukaryota; Metazoa; Chordata; Testudines; Emydidae.